Messenger RNA from Acanthosepion pharaonis, 1458 nucleotides. Lineage: Eukaryota; Metazoa; Mollusca; Cephalopoda; Sepiida; Sepiidae. The record is from the annotation of a GenBank genome assembly.
AUGAUUUUUCUUCCUUUGCUCCUGACCUGUCAGUCGGUACAAUUUGUUCAAAACCUGGCACCCAAUGGAACCCCUAACCAAAAUGUAUUCAAAGCGGAAAACGUCUUUACCUUGUACUUCGUUGACAUUGAAAUUACAGCAUUUCGUUCGUCCAUUUUUUUGUUCAUCCUUUCUACUCCGUCCUAUUCUUUCUUUGGAUUUUUGCCAAAUCGAUGUAUCAUCAAGUGUGCCAUAUAUCAUUGGAACAAUAAUCUCAUAUCUAUCUAUCUAUCUAUCUAUCUAUCUAUCUAUCUAUCUAUCUAUCUAUCUAUCUAUCUAUCUAUCUAUCUCAGUCUGUUCAUAUCUGUCUCUGUUCCUAUCUAUCUAUCUAUCUAUCUAUCUAUCUAUCUAUCUAUCUAUCUAUCUAUCUAUCUCAGCCUGUUCAUAGCUAUCUCUGUUUCUAUCUAUCUAUCUAUCUAUCUAUCUAUCUAUCUAUCUAUCUAUCUAUCUAUCUCAGCUUGUUCAUAUCUAUCUAUCUCUGUUCCUAUCUAUCUAUCUAUCUAUCUAUCUAUCUAUCUAUCUAUCUAUCUAUCUAUCUAUCGCAGUCUGUUUCUCACACUAUCUCAGUCUGUUCAUAUCUAUCUAUCUAUCUAUCUAUCUAUCUAUCUAUCUAUCUCUCUCUCUCUCUCUAUAUAUAUAUAUAUAUAUAUAUAUAUAUAUCGCAGUAUGUUCCUUACUCUAUCUCAGUCUGUUCAUUAUCAUCUAUCUAUCUAUCUAUCUAUCUAUCUAUCUAUCUAUCUAUCUAUCUAUCUAUCGCACUCUGUUCCUCACUCUAUCUCAGGGUCCUCUCUCGUUUCUCUCUCUCUCUCUCUCUCUCUCUCUCUCUCUCUCUCUAUCUAUCUAUCUAUCUAUAUAUCUAUCUGUCUAUCUAUCUGUCUAUCUAUCUAUCUAUCUAUUUCAAGCUAUGUAUGUCUAUCUAUUUAUCUAUUUAUCCCAGGCUCAUCAUUAUCUAUCUAUCUAUCUAUCUAUCUAUCUAUCUAUCUAUCUAUCUAUCUAUCUCAGGCUAUUUAUAUCUAUCUAUCGAUCAACCUGUCUAUCUCAAGCUGUUCAAAUUUCUCUCUCUCUUUCUGUUUCGCUAUAUAUAUAUAUCUAUCUAUCUAUCUCAGUCUGUUCAUAUCUAUCUAUCUAUCUAUCUAUCUAUCUAUAUAUAUAUAUAUAUAUAUAUAUAUAUAUAUAUAUAUAUAUCUCUCAGUUUGUUCAUAUCUAUCUAUCUAUCUAUCUAUCUAUCUAUCUAUCUAUCUAUCUCUGUUCGUAUCUAUCUAUGCCACUCUAUUCAUAUUUAUCUCCUUGACUGUCGUUCAUCUGCAUACAGAAUCAGCAGGAAACCAUUUUGAAUCUCUUUCACCGGUCGAUAAUUGCCAUGCCUUGCCAACUUUCUCAAAUGAGAGCGCCAGAAGGCGUGCAUGUUUUCUGCCAUGA